AUGGCUCUGUACUCUCCGCCUCCGCCGGCCCAGCCCUUCAGUGACGCCAAACCGACGCUGCUGGUUGCUUGGUGGAUUACGAUAUUCUGCACAUGUCUGACGCUUUUACGUCUUGCUGGGCGCUUUAUUCGAAUCGAGAAGCUUUUCCUCGAAGACAAAAUCGCCGCCUUGUCCUUGGUGCCGUUGUAUUUGCGCAUCGCUUGCACCCACGUCGUUCUCUUAUAUGGCACGAAUAAUGCCUUGCUUGAUGCCGCAGUUGUUACUACAGAAGAAUUGAACCGAAGAGCCACGGGCAGCAAAGUGGUUCUCGCCGGAAGAAUAUUUUAUGCCGCUACAUUAUGGACCCUCAAAUUUACUACUCUCGAAUUUAUGAAUCGACUGGCCGGCGCUUCGAUGAAGAAGAUUUACUUGAGACUAAUCAUCUUCUUGCGCUAUGCCCUUGGAGCCACGUUUUUGGCCGUCGUGAUCAGCGAUCUUGCAGAAUGCCAGCCGGUGUCGCAUUACUGGCAAGUGCUGCCAGAUCCAGGACCGCAAUGCCGUCAGGGCUUUGCUCAACUCCUCACUAUGGGAGUAUCAAGUGCCAUCAUCGACACGAUUUUGGUUAUAUUUCCGGUUCCGAUUGUCCUCUCUACUAGGAUUGCCACCAAGCGCAAGGUCUUACUGGUCUUGCUGUUCUGCUUUGGCUUCUUAACCGUGGGUAUAACCGCCUACCGUCUACCAAACAUUGUACAAAACAAUGGCUCCCAAAUCACAAGAUCGAUGUGGGCUUCCAUAGAAUUGCUGGCAGCGACCGCCGUCGCCAACCUUGUAGCACUGGGCUCCUUCCUCCGAGAUAGCGGCGCGAAGAAGAAGCGGUUUCGUCACGACUACGGCACCAGCGGAGCUACAUCAUCAAACAGGAGGCAGGGUCAAAGCUCGCAUACCGGGCAUACAGGAGACUGGGAGGCGAGGAAAGGUGUUGAGCACGAUAGCCUGGAGAGCGACGAGUGGAUGUCUUCGGCGAAGGCAGAUGAUGGAGAAGCAGGCCGCCGAAAGAACACCGAUCGUCUAUCUCAAUCAAUGGGGACGAGAGGAGCUAGCCCAACUGAUAGCCAUGACUCGCUCAUCCAAGAAAACCAACGACCAUCCAACACUUCAGGUGUGUUGGGACUUACACACCCCAGACCGCCAAGCCCCGUCAUCCCUGCGGGAAGAACUGGUUUGCAACGAAGGUAG
Messenger RNA from Pochonia chlamydosporia 170, 1215 nucleotides. RefSeq lists its product as hypothetical. Bases 1 to 1215 code for a protein of 404 amino acids. The record is from RefSeq and is a predicted model, not a curated record. The transcript is spliced from 2 exons. Lineage: Eukaryota; Fungi; Ascomycota; Sordariomycetes; Hypocreales; Clavicipitaceae.